CGGGCACGGUCGGAGGUUCGUCCUCAGCCUCGGCGGGGAGCCGGGUGUGGAGGCGCGGGCCCCCCUUGGGUUCCCCCUUGGUGCCGGCUUCUUCUCCUGUUUAUCCCCUCUCCUGCAGAGGCCCCCAGCUGAGUGGAAAGUAGUUUCAAAGGGACGCCCGAGACUGGUUAUUUCCCUAAUCUAGGUUUCGUUAAGAAGUAGCUCAGGUGUCAUCUGACGCACAACAUCCCUAUGAAAUUUGGAGAAAACCUAUUUCUUUAACCAGUCUGUGCAAAUUCCCACACCGCUGAACUACAACAAAGAGGAAAAGACUUGAGAUUUUUUUACAAAAUCGCAGUGAAAACAGCAGUAUUGAUUAUCCUGCCAAAACUGAGGGAGAUGCGUCAAGAAAUAAACAGCUAAAUGAUUACACUGUCACAUUUGUAACAUCGUUUUUAUUCUUCCAUUUGUUCACCUCAUAAUAAGGGGGGUUAUUUCCAAGACAAGAAUUAGACACUGUGACUGAUGAGAGUUAAAGGCCAUGGAUGAAGAUGGGCUUGAAUUGCAGCCACAUGAGCCAAACGCAUUUUUUGAUCCAACAGGAGCUGAUGCAGCACAUAUGGAUGGAGAUCAGAUUGUUGUGGAAGUACAGGAGACAGUAUUUGUUUCAGAUGUAGUCGACUCGGAUAUAACCGUGCAUAAUUUUGUUCCUGAUGAUCCAGAUUCUGUAGUAAUCCAAGACGUCAUUGAGGAUGUUGUUAUCGAGGAUGUUCAGUGCCCAGAUAUUAUGGAGGAGCCAGAUGUAUCUGAAACUGUCAUUAUUCCUGAACAAGUGCUGGACACAGACGUAGCUGAAGAGGUUUCUUUGGCUCAUUGCACUGUCCCAGACGAUGUUUUAGCUUCCGACAUAACAGCAGAAGCAAUGUCUAUACCAGAACAUGUACUGACAAGUGAGUCAAUGCAUGUACCUGAAGUUGGACAUGUAGAACAUGUAGUUCAUGAUAAUGUUGAAGAAGCGGAUAUUGUCACUGAUAGUCUGGGAACAGAUGUUGUUUCUGAGGAAGUUUUGGUGGCAGACUGUGCAUCGGAGGCAGUGAUUGAUGCCAACGGAAUCCCUGUGGAACAUCAAGAUGAGAAGGGCAACUGUGAAGAUUACCUUAUGAUUUCCUUGGAUGAUGCUGGUAAGAUAGAACACGAAGGUUCUGCUGAAAUUACCAUGGAAGCAGAGUCAGAAAGUGGCUCUUGUAAAGUGGAUGGCAUAUGUCCAGAAGUCAUCAAGGUCUAUAUAUUCAAAGCAGAUCCUGGAGAAGAUGAUUUAGGGGGCACAGUAGACAUUGUGGAGAGCGAGCCAGAGAAUGACCACGCAGUUGGAUUACUUGAUCAAAAUAGCAGUAUUCGAAUUCCGAGGGAGAAAAUGGUUUACAUGACUGUAAAUGAUUCUCAGCAUGAAGAUGAAGACCUAAAUGUUGCAGAAAUAGCUGAUGAGGUUUAUAUGGAAGUGAUUGUAGGAGAGGAGGAUGCAGCAGUGGCCCACGAACAGCAAAUUGAUGACACUGAAAUUAAAACUUUCAUGCCUAUAGCUUGGGCAGCAGCUUAUGGUAAUAGUAAUGAUGGCAUUGAAAGUCGGAAUGGCACUGCAAGUGCUCUUUUGCACAUAGAUGAGUCCGCUGGACUUGGGAGACUGGCUAAGCAAAAACCAAAGAAAAAAAGGAGACCUGAGUCUAGGCAGUAUCAAACAGCAAUAAUUAUUGGCCCUGAUGGUCACCCGCUGACAGUCUACCCCUGCAUGAUUUGUGGCAAGAAAUUUAAAUCGAGAGGUUUCUUGAAAAGGCACAUGAAAAACCACCCAGAGCACCUUCUUACUAAGAAGAAAUACAGAUGCACAGACUGUGAUUACACUACGAAUAAAAAAAUAAGUUUACAUAACCACUUGGAGAGUCAUAAGCUGACCAACAAAACGGAGAAGCUUAUUGAGUGCGAUGAGUGUGGGAAGAGCUUCUCCCAUGCAGGAACUUUAUUUACUCACAAGAUGGUGCACAGGGACAAAGGAGUUAAUAAAAUGCACAAGUGCAAAUUCUGCGAUUAUGAGACAGCAGAACAAGGGUUGCUGAGUCACCACCUUUUAGCUGUCCACAGCAAGAACUUUCCUCACAUUUGCGUGGAGUGUGGCAAAGGAUUUCGCCACCCGUCGGAGCUCAAGAAGCACAUGCGGAUCCACACUGGUGAGAAGCCAUACCAGUGCCAAUAUUGUGAAUACCGGUCUGCCGACUCUUCUAACUUGAAAACUCACGUAAAGACUAAACACAGUAAGGAAACGCCGUUCAAGUGCGAUAUUUGUUUCCAGACUUUUUCAGAUACCAAAGAGCUACAGCAACAUACGCUUAUGCAUCAAGAAAGUAAAACACAUCAGUGUUUGCAUUGCGACCAUAAGAGCUCAAACUCGAGUGAUCUGAAACGACACAUCAUUUCAGUCCACACGAAAGACUAUCCUCACAAGUGUGAUAUGUGUGACAAAGGCUUUCAUAGGCCUUCAGAACUGAAAAAACACGUGGCGGCUCACAAGGGUAAAAAAUUGCACCAAUGCAGACAUUGUGACUUUAAGAUUGCAGAUCCGUUCAUUCUGAGUCGCCACAUACUCUCAGUUCACACAAAAGAUCUUCCAUUCAGGUGCAAGAGAUGUAGGAAGGGCUUUAGGCAACAAAACGAGCUGAAAAAACACAUGAAAACACACAGUGGUAGGAAAGUUUAUCAAUGUGAGUACUGUGAGUAUAGCACUACAGACGCCUCAGGCUUCAAACGGCAUGUUAUUUCCAUUCAUACAAAAGACUACCCUCACCGGUGUGAGUAUUGCAAGAAAGGUUUCCGAAGGCCUUCAGAGAAGAACCAGCACAUUAUGCGGCAUCAUAAAGAUGUUGGGCUGCCUUAAAGUCUCUUCCACAGACUUCCGGCUGGAAUUAUAAAGGAAUUUUUGCCUUUCAGGCAGUUUAGCUUAUUUUAAAGCCAAUCACCUGCGAUCACCCACACACAAAAAACGACAAAAAAAAACAUACUGUGCAUUUGAUUUGUUGCUGUAUAAAAAUAGGAUUAUUGCUUCUAGUUGACUUUUAUACCUUUUGUUCAAUAGCGUGUUCUGAAUUCUCUUCAGUUUGUUUAAUAAAUGAAGAAAAGAUGGCAACAAUAAAAGUUGCAUUUAAUAAAGUAAACCCCGUCUCUUACUGAAUUUUUCAACCUUAAUAGUUUAUUUAAGUCUAUUUAUCUUACUGACCUCGUUGAUACUCACAGUGUCCAUGUUAAUGCAGUUUUGUCAUGAAUUUUAAAAAGAUGAAUUGUCAGAGGUGUGUAUAAAAUGGGGAAUUGUGAUGUCAAAGUCACUAGGGUCCAACCCGAUUGUUCUGUUUCGACUAUACAGACUCUGUGGCAGGUUAACUGUUUUCCAUUUGAGGAGUUACACAUCUCACUUUACUGCAGAAAACCACCCUGCGUUUUAAUUCAGGUUUCCGAGAGAAAACUUUUUAAAAAAUGGUUUGGGGCAUUUGUUAUCUUUCUUUGGUGAAUUUAAAGCGUGCGCAAAUAUUACAUUUAUUGUUCUGUGCUUCUUUGUCUUUGAAAGGUUUUGUGUGUUACAAAUGAGUUGGAUUUCUUUCAAUUUACUGUUGUCUUAAUGUUGGAAAGGUAAAAUACCAUUGUUCCGUUUGCAGAGUUAAUAGAUCACAACUGUCUGUACGUGCCGGUAAACGUACCUCAAACAUAAUGUUUUUAUGUAUUCUGGUAUUUCUUUGAAAGAUCAGUUUGUGGUUCAAGUCACAUUUUUGUUGUGAGUUGGUUUAGAAUAAAAUUUAAGACCAA
Molecule: messenger RNA, 3825 nt
Organism: Strigops habroptila (Kakapo)
Lineage: Eukaryota; Metazoa; Chordata; Aves; Psittaciformes; Psittacidae
Gene: ZFX
Product: zinc finger protein X-linked
Exons: 8
Coding region: 521-2905 (794 amino acids)
Biological process (GO): regulation of DNA-templated transcription
Cellular component (GO): nucleus
Molecular function (GO): DNA-binding transcription factor activity, RNA polymerase II-specific; RNA polymerase II cis-regulatory region sequence-specific DNA binding; metal ion binding
Source: RefSeq, a predicted model, not a curated record